This is a messenger RNA of Lepus europaeus (European hare), 2681 nucleotides long. It is a transcript of the gene ADCK2, whose product is annotated as aarF domain containing kinase 2. The coding region runs from base 1 to 1815 and encodes 604 amino acids. Gene Ontology annotation, cellular component: mitochondrion. The transcript has 8 exons. The record is from RefSeq and is a predicted model, not a curated record. NCBI's taxonomy places the organism in Eukaryota, Metazoa, Chordata, Mammalia, Lagomorpha, Leporidae.
AUGGGGGCUCCCUGGCGCUUGUCAGUCGGGGUCUGCGUGUCGCGCCUGCGGCGCCUGGAGCCGGGGCCCUCCGGGGGCGCUCGCCACGCUCGGCUCCGCUGGCUUCUGCUGGGCGCCCUGCCCAGGCUCAUCUCCGCGGACCGGGACGGCGGCGGCGGCGGCUCGUGCCAGCCGCGGGCAUGCGGGAGCGGCCCGGCCGGCCGUGCGCCCGGGGCCACGGUCCCCGACCCGGGGCGCGGCGGCGGCGGCGGCCUCCUGCGCGCCCGGGUCUGGCUGCGCGCCUGCGCCCUGCUGGUGAAAUUCCUCCCCCUGCUCCUCCUGUACCCGCUCACCUACCUGGCUCCCCGGGUCUCCACCCUCUGGCUGCACCUGCUUCUGAGAGCCACGGAGACCUCGGGCCCCACCUACAUCAAGCUGGGCCAGUGGGCCAGCACGCGGCGCGACCUCUUCUCCGAGGCGUUCUGCGCCCGCUUCUCCAAGCUGCACGUGCAGGUGCCGCCCCACGCCUGGGCGCACACGCAGCGCGCCCUCCAGCAGGCCUUCGGGGAGCGCUGGGACAGCGCCCUGGUGUUCGAGAACCGGGAGCCCGUGGGUUCUGGGUGCGUGGCCCAGGUGUACAAGGCGCAUGCGCGCACUGCCCUGCUGCGGGAGCGCAGCGUCCAGGGCCUCGGGGCGCUGGGGGCCCUGAGGCAGCUCCUUCCUGCAGGGGACCUCGCCGACCAGUCAGUUCUAGAAAGGCUGCUUCUGCCCGAAGCUGGCCUGGUCCGGUCCGGUGCGGGCAGGGCUCAGGCUCCCGCCGCCGGCCGUCAGCCCGAGCAGGACCACCUCAUCCCUGUGGCCGUGAAAGUGCUGCACCCUGGCCUGCUCUCAGAGGUGCGUAUGGACUUGCUGCUGAUGAAGAUGGGCAGCCGGGCCCUGGGCCUUCUGCCAGGAGUCAGGUGGCUGAGCUUGCCUGAGGUUGUGGAAGAAUUCGAGAAGCUCAUGGUCCAACAGAUCGAUCUGCGUUACGAAGCUCAGAACCUGGAGCACUUCCAGCGCAACUUCCGGAACGUGACGUCGGUCAAGUUCCCCACCCCCCUGCGCCCGUUUGUCACCAGCGAUGUCUUGGUGGAAACUUACGAAGAGAGCGUGCCCGUGUCCAGUUACCAGCAGGCGGGCGUUCCUGCUGACCUGAAGAGGAGGAUUGCACGGCUGGGGAUCAGCAUGCUUCUCAAGAUGAUAUUUGUGGACAACUUUGUGCACGCGGACCUUCACCCUGGGAACAUCCUGGUGCAGGGAGCCCACAGUCGCCCCACGAGCUGGGAGGCACAGCUACAGACGGUGGACAUUUGCGACACGCUGGUGGUGGCCGCGACGCCCACCCCGCCCCCACUGCGCCUGGUGCUGCUGGACGCAGGCAUCGUGGCCGAGCUGCACCCCGCCGACCUGCAGAACUUCCGGGCAGUGUUCACGGCCGUGGCCCUGGGGCAGGGCCACAGAGUGGCUGAGCUCAUCCUGCGUCACGCCCGGGCCAGCGAGUGUGCGGACGUAGAGGGCUUCAAGGCUGAGAUGGCCACGCUGGUGGCCCAGGCCAGGAAGAACACCAUCACGCUGGAAAAGCUUCACGUUUCCAGCCUUCUGUCCAGUGUCUUCAAGCUGCUCAUGACUCACAAGGUGAAGCUUGAGAGCAACUUCGCCUCGAUUGUGUUUGCCAUCAUGGUGUUGGAGGGGCUCGGCCGCUCGCUGGACCCCAAGCUGGACAUCCUGGAGGCGGCAAAGCCCUUCCUUCUUAGAGGGCCAGUGUCUCCCCCUGACGGUGGCAGGGGCGUGCCGUGAGCUCCAUCGGGGAGCUGAGGGCUGUUCCCAGGGGCCUCUCUGGCUGCUGGAACGUUUAGGUUUGGGGCACGGGGAGGGCACAGCAGGCGUAAUUUGAUUUCGGGGUCUGUUUGGAAAGCUGGGGGUUAGCUGGGGAGAACAAGGCGGGAAGGGCCCCGUCAUUCAGUGUGCAGGUGGGCCCGGUGCCAGGGACACUCUCUUCAUGGAAAGCACUCUCUGGAGAGAGGAAUACAUUCAUGUCCUCCCGUUUUCCCUUCGUCUCCACUCCCUAGUCACUGUUGGAAGUGCUCGAUUCUCAUUUUUAGUCAUAAAAUCCUGUAGAGCUGUGGUUUGAGGAUUUCCCCUUAUUGGUAAAAGGUUGACAGCACACAGACGUGCACACACGGUGCUACCACUACUAGCAAAUCUCUCAAGGGAAAACAUACUCGUAAAGAAAAUCUCAUGUACUUCAAAUUGUCUUGUUGAUAGUUUAAUAUCUUGAUGACUUCUUGCUAAAGCUUGUUACAAAGUAAAACAAUGAUUUUUGAAAAUAUUUAUUUGAGGCUGGCGUUUCUACUUGAGAUGCCAGUAUUUCAUAUGGGUGCCAAUUUGGGUCCUGGCUGCUCCACUUCCUAUCCAGCUCCCUGCUGAUGGCCUGAGAGGGCAGCAGAAUGUGGGAGGCCCAGAGGAAGCGCCUGGCUCUUGGCUUCAGCCUGGCUAAGCCCUGGCUGUUGUGGCCAUCUGGGGAGUGAACCAGUGCAUGGAAGUCCUCUCUGUCUCCCCGUCUCUGUAUGUCACUCUGCCUUUCAAAUACAUACAAUAAAACUUAAAAAAACCAAAGAUUUAUUUAUUUAUUUGAAAGGCAGAGUGACACACAGAGGGAGACA